This is a messenger RNA of Pleuronectes platessa (European plaice), 2888 nucleotides long. RefSeq names its product interaction protein for cytohesin exchange factors 1 (gene ipcef1). The record is from RefSeq and is a predicted model, not a curated record. Lineage: Eukaryota; Metazoa; Chordata; Actinopteri; Pleuronectiformes; Pleuronectidae. The coding region runs from base 706 to 2022 and encodes 438 amino acids. The transcript is spliced from 11 exons.
UUAUCAAAUGACAUAUAUAUUCUAAUGUUUAUUGAAGAUGUUAGGCAUUUAUUUGUCUCUAUGAAUUCUUAACGACCAAUUUACCUUGCUCCAAUUGUUAUUUCCCUCUGAGGAGCAACUUUAAUUUCCUUGUGUCUGGAAAAGCAAAAAAAAUAGAUGGAUAUAGAAUAUAUAAGAUAGAACGUGGUUGCUAAAUGGGUCAGUUGAUUUUUAAUGUUGUCUUAAAAAGAGCACAUGUUCACCUCAGACACAUAACUUCAAAUGGAACUUAACUAAAAUGACACUUUCCAGUUUUUCAUGUCUGCAGCGAAAAGCAGGAAGUGAGUUGCAAAACACAAAGACACUCUCACAGUCCCUCUUGUGCUGAGGUUAAUGUGGUGAUCAACAUCCACAACCAGCCAUUAGUGUUGAGCAAGACAGGAGACGCACACACACACACACACACACACACAGGCACACACGAUGAUGCCCAGAAGUGUGAAAUAAAAGCUGCCUGCUUGUCAUCGUGCUAGUGUGUGUAUGAGCUGUCUGGAGUCCCAGAGGAAACUCAGUGUGACUGAGGUGUUUCGGGCCUGAAGUGAAGUGGGGCUCUGAAGUUUUGAAAGAGAAGCAGGUACGAGUCUUGCUGUUCUUCUUUUCCUGUUCUCGCUGUGGAGCUUAGAAGUUGAGUUUGAGGCUGCCUUCCCCAUAUCCGUGUCCCAGUCUAUGGCGGCCGACGACUAUAACCCUGUCUCCCUACGACACAAAUCCAAGAAGAAGAGCAGAGGAGGAAAUGGCACAAUGAGCAGGAGACGGAUCUCGGUCAAGGAGCUGGGUCAGCCCGACCACCAGGGCUGGCUGUACAGGAAGAAAGAGAGUAAAGGCUUCCUGGGCAUGAAAUGGAAGAAGUUCUGGUUCGUGCUGAAGAAGACGGCGUUCUACUGGUACAACAACCAGCUGGCAGAGAAAGCCGAGGGCUACAUUGACCUCACCAACUUCAUGAUUGACAGAGCCAUAGAGUGCAAGAAGAAACAUGCGUUCAAAGCCUGUCACCCACAGGUCAUGAUGUUUUAUUUUGCUGCCGAGAGCCACGAGGAGAUGAACUUAUGGCUGAAUAAGCUUGGGUUAGCCUCCAUUAAGUACGAGCCCACAGAACAAAACCCCGCGGCCGAGUGUUACAGUGAGGCCAGUGACCAUGAAGAGGCUGAAAGCACAGAGAUCCCCCCUCCACCAUACUCUGAACAGACGCUGCGGAGCUCUGUGGAGGCCCCCGCCCCGCCCGGCAGCACACAUCAGGGCACCCUCCCUCCCCCUUACUCCUCCGCGGCCCCCAGCGAGACCAACUGUUCGCUCUCGUCGCCCGUCAGCACGAUGACGUCGCAGAGCUCCGCCUCCUCGCUCGCCAAGCACCGGCAGUCCUGGCUGGACCUGGUGUCGCAGGCGUCUCCUCCCGCGGGGGAAGCGGCCGGGGUGUGCUCGGCUCAGGUACACUCGCAGCAGCAGCCUUCGCGCGAGGAGGCAGAGGGGCAGGGGGAGGAGGUGAAGGGCGGCCCUCAGGUGAUGGAGAGCUCGGUUCACAGGGGCCCUCCAGAUGUGGCGGCUAAGGAGGAAAACACUGCAGCGGGGGUGGAAUCACAGAAGGAGGAUUCAGGGGAUCAUGGGAACGGCUCCGAUGAGAUGGAGAGGCUGUACAUUCAUCUCAAACAGGCCAGCCUGUCGCCAAUAGGAGAUCGAAAGCCCUCGACUAAAAGGGAAUUCAGGGCCUCCUUCGUAAAACGCUGUAAAAACCAUACUAUCAACGAUAAACUGCAUCUUAUCAGGACACUCAACAGCACGUUAAAGUCGAAGGAAGCAGACCUACAGGUAAUCGAGCAGGUGCUUACGGAGCAGGAGCUCACAUCGCACAAGUUCAGAGAGUGGAAGGAGGCCAACGGGACCUUGGUGCAGGAGAUCUGCGUGAAACUGAACCAACAGGUGGCGCCACAGGCCAGGAAAGCUGCGGCAACAGUCAGUGCUGCUCCAGUGGUGGAGACGAGUUUAUAAGAGAUUCCUCAUUUCUACUGUAUCCAGACUUAAGCAGACACACGCACACACACUGAUGUUUUCAAUUGAGACUACUGUUCCAUAUCAGCCGACUGUCAAUCGGAUCAAUGAAGAAAAGUGUUUCUAGUUUUUAACUGGAGACAAUAAAUGAGCAUCAGUUCACAGUGAAAAGUGUUUUAUGUCUUACUUUUAUCUUUUGACUUGUGAGAUUAGGUAAUUUCACCGGCGACUGUUUUUAAAAUGUAAAAUCUGUGAACCUAUGCAUACGUUGUUUUUAAUAUUUGGAAUAAUGGAGGACGUUGAAAUAAUGGAUCCGUUGUUCUCUACUUUACAAACUGAGCUCCUCCUUUUCAGUAGGAAACCCUAAACAAUGAAGAAUCCCACCGUUAAUGACCAACAAAACAUUGACAGUAAUAUAUAAACAAUGUGAUAAAGACUUAAUGACUAACAAAGGAUUAGAUUUGAGCCAGGAAACAUAGGAUACAUGGUGGAUAAUUCUAAGGAAAAAAAUGCUGAAAUUGUUUAAAAUACUCGGCUUGGGCCAACAAACCCAAACCAUAUAUAGUUCCAGCUAAGCAGAGAAUUAGGAGGUCGUCCAGUAACGGGCAUUAUGUGACUAGCCACAGCUCCACAGAGCAACUGGUUCAGGAAGCACCGACCAAGCCAAGUUCCCUGGCAGGAGCGAAAACCAAGCCCCAGGCACAAGAGACGCAUUUUUCUGAAUAAAGUUUCAUCUGUCGUGCAUAUUGAACAUUAACUGAGUGUAAAUAGUUGUAAAUGGAUGUUCAUUGUUUUUGAUAUGUGUUCUGGAAUGAAAGUCAGUGUGAUUGUUUGUAUAUAGGGAAAUAAACUGUUACGAAAGUGAA